GACGGAGAACCCUCUCUCGGAUUGCAGUUGUUGUUAUUUCCCAACUCCACUGAACGCAACCCCACCCAGGGCCGUGGGGAAUCAAUCGUGCGAACAACAAUGUCGACAGCUACCGAUUUCAAAGUCGCUGCUUUGGCUGCUGGAUUUACACUGGGAUUCGGAUUCUUGACAGUGUGGGAGGCCAUCAAACAGACGAGACGGAAUCGUAAUCCGCUGAGAAGUGGCUAUAUCUACAUGAUAUGGGGUCAGAUUGCAGCCAACCUCAUCAUCGGUGUCAUCGGAUGGCUCUUCCUCAAUGGAGUACUGGGUCCGACUGUUCCAGUACUUUUCGUUAUCCUCCUUUGUUGGGUCUUUGAGAUCCAGUUGCUCAUGCAAAUUAUCAUCAACCGUAUCGCGCUUAUUGCUGAGCAUCGCAAGACCAUCUGGAGGAUCAAGUGGGGGACAGUGGCAAUAAUCACGGCGACGAAUAUCGCCGUGAUGUGUAUCUGGAUUCCUGCCCAUACCGUGCCGCCAGCAAGUCCGAUCUAUGUGGCGGUGAACAACGUAUGGGAUAAACUCUCCAAAAUCAUCAUCUUGGCGGUCGAUGCUGCCCUGAAUUGGUAUUUCCUACGAACCGUGCAAAACCGUCUCGUCAAACAACAUGGUCUCCUGAAGUACAAACCUUUGGUCGGUUUCAACGCCAAAUUGAUGGUGGUCUCGAUUCUCAUGGAUUUAAUGCUCAUCGGUCUCAUGUUUUUACCCAACCAGCUGGUGUACAUACAGUUCCAUCCCGUCACCUACAUCGUAAAGCUCAACAUCGAAAUGUCCAUGGCGUCCCUUGUCGUCCGACUCGCGAGAGGUGUACCCGAGAACGACAUGCACGAAGAACAGCACUACUCGUCCUCCGGUCCACGAAGCCGCGCUCAGGCUGUCAACGACAUGCGAAGACAAACCCACGAACCGAGUGGUCACUUCCAGAGCUUCCAACUAAGCAGCAUAAGCAGAGGCCAGAGGAAAAUCAGCGAGGAAAGCCAGGUCGGGAUCACUUGUACUACCGAUGUGAGGGUGGAACGUAGUGACAAGCAGGCGGCUGAGAUUGAGACGAAGAGUGGGAGUUCGAGUUUAGCGGAGACGCUGGGGAUUGAUAAGUUUGGGGAUGAGAUACCUUUGCAUAAGGAUGAUCCAAGAGCGAGACAGGGAGAUCUAGUCUAG
Periconia digitata is the source of this 1191-nucleotide messenger RNA. The record is from the annotation of a GenBank genome assembly. NCBI's taxonomy places the organism in Eukaryota, Fungi, Ascomycota, Dothideomycetes, Pleosporales, Periconiaceae.